AGGGUCUUCUUCGCCUUAAACUUACCAGACUGCCAUUAACGCGAUCAGAACAAAUUUUAGAGGCAGUAUGAUGCAUUGGGCUUCAGCAGUUUUAGUUUUGCACUUUACAGAUUUCUGCAUUUGCUCGCCGCUACUUCCCAUGCAUACAAAUCACUGGGAGCAUCAAAGAGGGCCACGGCAGCAACAAAUGGAUUAUCUUCAAGAUAAAGACAACCGCCGUUUAGGUGACUCAUCUUUUCUUAUUGCGUGUCUUGGUAAUUCGGAAAAUGAAAUCGAGAAAGCAGCAGAACUAUGCGGAAGAGACUUGAAGUGUUUGGAAAAUCACUUGAGCAAUGUCAUUUUCUUAUGUUUGUCAAAGAGAGACAUGUCUGACGUACAAGAAUUAAAACUCGAGACAGUACUUAACAAUGAAAACAGUUUCCUUCCCUGCAUGUUUCAAUGCCUCGGCAAAUCAUUACCUGAGAUCUUCAUCAUAUGGGGUGAAUGCAGAGAAAACAUCAGCUGUUGGGCCCAGAAGAUUGGUGGAAUAGUCAGAGAUUGUUUAUCUGAGUGCAAUAGAGGUGUAGAGAAUGACGAACCAAAUGAUUCGCUUGGCUUUUAUUCUGGGCGCCUUGACGAUGAAACUUUAGGUCCAAAAGUUGAGGCACAGCGGGAAGAUAUUACUGAUCUUGGUGCGGGUAUUAAAAAGGUGGAUUUGAAAUUCAUUAAGUGCGUGGCGUCGUGUCUGAAGACUAAUGCUUUUCACAUAUGGAACAUAUUCCGCAAGUGCAAGUACGACUUUCAUUGUUACGCCAUAGAGCUCGGCAAGGAAGCGCUGUCCUGUGUGGAAAGCUGUAUAGUCGAAGUUGGUCUGGUCCCGGGGAGGUUAACCUGGAGUCCAGGGCCCGUGACAGAAACAAAGAUUACAUUAGUGCGGAUGCGGAGACUGUUCAAAUUGAUCAGACCCUCAGAAUAG
Messenger RNA from Lingula anatina, 955 nucleotides. RefSeq lists its product as uncharacterized. The record is from RefSeq and is a predicted model, not a curated record. NCBI's taxonomy places the organism in Eukaryota, Metazoa, Brachiopoda, Lingulata, Lingulida, Lingulidae.